GAUUCUCCACUCCUUCCCUCACAAGCUUCUCGCCUGAUAGGAACCCUUUGUGCAGUGCGCUGUAAGACAUGGCCUCAAAAAGAGCAUUGGUGAUUCUGGCAAAAGGGGCAGAGGAGAUGGAAACUGUUAUCCCCACUGACGUUAUGAGAAGAGCUGGAAUCAAGGUGAGUGUUGCAGGCCUAACAGGGAAAGAACCGGUACAGUGCAGUCGAGAUGUCUUCAUUUGUCCUGAUGCCAGUCUAGAAGAUGCCAGAAAAGAGGGGCCUUAUGAUGUCGUGGUCUUGCCUGGAGGUAACCUUGGAGCCCAAAACUUGUCAGAGUCUCCUGCUGUGAAAGACAUUCUGAAGGACCAGGAAAGCAGGAAAGGCCUGAUUGCUGCUAUAUGUGCAGGCCCUACUGCCCUUCUGGCGCAUGGGAUAGGUUUUGGAAGCAAAGUUACAACACAUCCUUUGGCCAAAGAUAAAAUGAUGAAUGGAGCGCACUACCACUACUCCGAGAGCCGUGUGGAGAAAGACGGGAACAUCCUCACCAGCCGUGGCCCUGGUACCAGCUUUGAGUUUGGAUUGGCCAUUGUUGAAACACUGAUGGGGAAGGAAGUAGCUGAACAGGUGAAGGCACCUCUGAUAUUGAAAGACUAAAAUCCUGGUCAAGGACUUACAGUAGAACAGCUGACUUUCCUAGAAGAAGUGAAAGAUGCAUUAGCAUACAUACAGUCUAAUUGUGGGUG
Messenger RNA from Tinamus guttatus (white-throated tinamou), 727 nucleotides. RefSeq names its product Parkinsonism associated deglycase (gene PARK7). Gene Ontology annotation, biological process: glycolate biosynthetic process; glyoxal metabolic process; response to oxidative stress. NCBI's taxonomy places the organism in Eukaryota, Metazoa, Chordata, Aves, Tinamiformes, Tinamidae. The record is from RefSeq and is a predicted model, not a curated record. Gene Ontology annotation, cellular component: nucleus; mitochondrion; cytoplasm. Gene Ontology annotation, molecular function: oxidoreductase activity, acting on peroxide as acceptor.